AUGCAAUGCAGCCACAUCUGGACAUGCCGAAUGUUGCUAAAUUUGGAGCCUCUCGAGUUGUCAGAUGCCGGUGAGAGCGGCGCCAGCGCUGUCGCUUGCCAAUGCUGGCGUGUGCCGCAACGCAAAGAUGAGUCGCAGAGGCAUCCAUCGGUCCAGUACUCGCUCGAAGAGUUCACCGCUCGGCUCUACGUUGGACAAUCGACAUUCGAUCCAAAGGUGUGCGCCUUUGUCCACUUCCCUGCGCUUCUGCAGCUCGAUCAGAACGAUCAGAACGAUUUUCUCUCCGAGAAGAAGUGGAGCGCAGCUCAUGCAUUGUAG
Molecule: messenger RNA, 318 nt
Organism: Zymoseptoria tritici IPO323
Lineage: Eukaryota; Fungi; Ascomycota; Dothideomycetes; Mycosphaerellales; Mycosphaerellaceae
Exons: 1
Coding region: 1-318 (105 amino acids)
Source: RefSeq, a predicted model, not a curated record